Molecule: messenger RNA, 1014 nt
Organism: Suillus discolor
Lineage: Eukaryota; Fungi; Basidiomycota; Agaricomycetes; Boletales; Suillaceae
Exons: 5
Coding region: 1-1014 (337 amino acids)
Source: RefSeq, a predicted model, not a curated record
AUGGACAUAUUCGACGUCCAGCUGCAAAAGGCACUGACGAGGAAACAGCAAGAGUUGGCUUUACUGUCUUCUCGGACCAGUAACGGAGGAGGGCAUGCAAAGUGCGGUGCUGCUACAUGGAUCACAUCUGGUAUCACUAUAGAAGAGCUGCAAAUAUCUCUCUUGAUCGACAUCCGGAGAUUGGGAAAACACUCCACCGAAAUGCAGCGCCUGGAGAUAGUGAGACGUCAUACAAAGCUGCAAAGUCGGAUAGAUGAAUUUACAACCACGGCAGUCACUCAUUUCAGAGAAGACUUUGAUCUGGAUGACAAUAUCAGAGAUCUUGAGGUUGAAUUUAUAGAUGAUUCAGAGGGCGAAGGAGACUUGUUUACCGAGAGUGACCAUGAUUCCGACCAUGUCCCUCAAUGCAAUUUCUUCCAUCCCAAGAAGGUGGUUAUACCUCUCCCAUCGAAUAUUGGCAUCAAAAGGUGUACUGAGCUGGGUGUCAUCCACCUUGUGGCUGAUAAGGCUGUGCUCUUCUGCACCACAGUUCGUCUGGCCAAAUCCCAGGCAAAGUCAACCAGGGCGUGGACUCAGGUGCAACUCGGCAAUCUCCAAGCUCACAACCUCUUAGAGAAAUAUCUCCGGAUGGAGAGAAGUCAUCUCAAAGCUACUGCUGCUGUCGCCGAUCCCAAUGCUUGGGGACAAAGAAACUCCACGCUUCCGUGGUUCUGGUCUCUUGAUGUUCAGGGAGAUUCUGGCACAGUUUACAGGGUUCAUUGGCUUCGCACGAAAGCAUUGCAUGAUUGGUGGUCGGAAGAACUGCUACUGGUUGAACAUGAAAUGGGUUGGACUGUGCAGUUCUUCCUCCGCAAGGCAUGCUCAUGGUUGUCAUGCAUCACCCACAAUGGCGAUCCACUCCCAGAAGGGCACAAAUGUUAUGCAAUUUGGCAGGCCCACAUGUACCACGAAUUGGCCGAACAUGCACGUGCAAGUUUUCUAAAGGCAAAUCCAAAGUUCACGAUAAAUGCUUGA